CAGGAGGGGGGCGGGGCAGCUGCCGAACACGCGAGGACUACGCUACCCAGGCUGCACUGUGCUCGCGUUCACGUGAUCCUCCGGGCUGCUUGGUGGAUCCUUCCUUCCCACCAGAUGGGAAAAUGGCAGGACUGAGCCCCGGGGAUCGCUGGGCCGAAGCAUUAAUUGAUGAGCUGAGAAGAAAUCCAUGUCCGUUGGAGGAAGUAAGAACCAAUUUUGAUAGUUGUGGCUGUAGUGACUGUAUGAGAAUGAAAAAGGAACGUAUGUGUGACAGUGGAAGAAGCCAGUCAACAUUUGGAGAAGGCAGCAUGACCUACACCAAGGAACAGUUACUUGGAGUUCAAAGAAUAAAGGAGAGUAAGAAUUACUAUGAAAUUCUAGGCGUAGGAAGAGAUGCAAAAGAUGAAGAACUAAAGAAAGCUUACCGAAAACUUGCUCUUAAAUUUCAUCCUGACAAGAAUUGUGCUCCAGGAGCAACAGAUGCAUUCAAAGCAAUAGGCACAGCUUUUGCAGUUUUGAGCAACCCUGAAAAGAGAUUACAGUACGAUCAGUUUGGAGAACAGGAAGAUACUUUUUAUACCAAUGUGCCCAACCACUAUAACUAUUACAGAGAAUUUGAAGCAGAUAUAACGCCAGAAGAAAUAUUUAAUAUGUUUUUUGGAGGGAAUUUCCCAACAGGAAAUAUACAUAUGUUUUCCAAUUCUUCAGUGGACCCCCCAUGUUAUCCACAGCGGAACAGACAUGAGAGGACAUGGGCCCAGGAUGAACAGGAGGAAGAAAUUAGACCACAGAAUACCUACUCCGCAUUUAUCCAGUUACUGCCAGUCUUUAUUAUAAUACUUGUAUCAAUAGUAACUCAGCUGAUGGCUACUAAUCCACCCUACAGCCUCUUCUUUAAAUCGUCUCUAGGGCACACUGUUGUUAGAGAAACACAAAACCUGCAGGUGCCUUAUUACGUGGAUAAGAACUUUGAAAAUAAUUAUCAUGGAGUAGAACUUGAAGAACUUGAAAAACAUAUCGAGAAAGAUUAUAUUGAUUAUGUCCAAACUAGUUGCAGGAAAGAAAAACAACAAAAAUCAGAGUUAUCUAAUUUGGCCAAGCUAUACCGAGAUGAACGACUGAAACAGAAAGCCGAAUCCAUAAAACUUGAGAACUGUGAAAAGCUCUCCAACCUCAUAGGGAUUCAAAGGAGCCGCCAAUUGGCCGAGGCGUGAGAGAACAACACUGUUCUGUUGGCAGGAAUUAGACUCUCUUUUAUAAUGAAGAGGAAAGGUGUAGAGAGAGAAAAGCAUCCCAGACAAACCACACAUAGAAUCAUUAGAUUCAUAGAAACUGUAUAUGGACUGAGACAUAGAGGCAGCACUUGCUGUCGUGUAUACAGUACAUUUCGUUUCAGAGUCCAGUAAUUAUUUCAGUGUUAGUGAUUCUUCAUUUACCUUCAUUUUGUUAUAGUCUUCAUGUUGAUACUUUGCCACUGUUUAAGUGCCAACUGGGUGCUUUGCAGGAUCAUAGCCAUCAUGCUUACUGAGCCUAUGGUUUCUCAACUUUUACCUUGCAAGACAUCAUAGUUAGAAGAGAAAAAGAUGGCAUUAGUCUUUCAUUUAUGUAUGUAUGUAUAGAUACAUGCACAGGCAGUGCGUACAGAUACAUGCACAGACAUAUAUGCUGUACAAAACAUGUGCGGUUCGGUUUUGAGAGAACUUUACAGACCAGUGUCUUAAGGAUAUAUGCUGUGUUAUGUUGCAAUACAUAAAGCACUUGGAAAAGCUAAAGUGCUGCCUGAAGAGUCAUCAUCUAAAAACAAUAUGAAAAAAAUGGGGAGAGAAGACAAAGCAGGAACUGGAGCAUUAACUCCUUAUCUGGCCAAUGGAUGAGGAUGGAUUGGUAUUCUGGUUUGCCAGAUGAGACUUGUACACAAAGAAAGAAAACAGCCUGUCAGAAUGUGAGCUAGGUUUCAACUUUUGGCCUAGGGGAAAAUUCUAGGCAGGCUAAUGGCAUUUAUUUCCACCUAAGUAAUACAACAUUAUGACCUAAGUUACAUUUCUGUGUAAGCCUGAGUUUUGCUAUAGGCUGGUUCCUUCCAGUUGGGUUGAGAUCUGAACACAUCUGAUUCCCAAACUGUGAAUGUACGUGUGGAGGUGCCAUCUAAGGAAUAUGUUAUCAUGGUACGGUGCUGGCAUCCUGUGUGCUGAAUGUUUUGUUUGAGGGAGCAUGCUACGAUCCAAGGCACAAAUGUUGGUAAAUUCAUUUGCAAAGGUCUUUUCACUUACGACAUAAGCAAAAUGGUUGUAGCUAGAACUACUUUCAGAUGAGGGUUCCAGCUGAAGCCUUAUUGUUCUCUCAGUGAAUAUUGCCUGGUUACAAAGCCUAGAGAUAAAAUCCAUGCCUUUUUAGGAUCUAUUGGCAGGAAGCAUUUGGCAUAACUUUAUUCUACAAAUAUUAAUGGGUAGCCUUAUCCAUUGGGCUUCUGAACACAGGGUCGUAAAUAAUUUCCAACCAAAAGAAAAUGUACAGUACAGGUAAUCCUUGACUUACAACCACAAUUGAGCCCAAAAUUUAUGUUGCUAAGUGAGAAAUUUGUUAAGUGAGUUUUGCCCCCUUUUAUGACUUUUCUUGCCAUGUUUGUUAAAUGAAUCACUGCAGUUGUUAUAUUAGUAACACAGCUGUUGAGUGAAUCUGCCUUCCCCAUUAACUUUGCUUGUCAGAAAGUAGCAAAAGGGGAUCACAUGAUGCCGGGAUGUUGCAACGGUCAUAAAUAUGAGCCAGUUGCCAAGCAUUCGAAACUUGAUUAUGUGAAACAAACAAAAUGUUAAAAAGUUAUGAUAUUUAUGUAUGUUACUCUACCAAAAACAUCUAAAUUAUAUUAAAGUAGCCAAAAUAUCUCUACAAUCCCCAAGGCAUGUCACAAUUCAUGCCGGCCACAUGACCACGGAGACGUCUUCGGACAGCCCUGGCUCUUCGGCUUUUAAAUGGAGGUGAGCACCACCCCUUAGAGUCAGGAACGACGAGCGCAUAUGUGCGAGGGGAACCUUUACCUUUACCUUUAACGUUUGGAAAUUAAAAGUUGAAAAAUUUGAUGCACCCUAAACUGGGAAUGCUGCAACGGUCUUAAAUGUGAAAAAAUGGUUGUACACCCCUUUUGCCAGUGUCGCUGUAACUUUGAACAGUCACUAAAUGAACUGUUGUAAGUUGAGGACUACCUGUAAUCCUGUGAAAUAUGAUAGCUUUGAAAACAAUAGCAUUAUAUCAGGUGAUUGUGUGAUUAAAGAUUUUAGUUAUUAGAUGAGGUGAUAGAUGGGGCCUAAUCCUUUGCUACAUUGUAACAUGACUACAUAACUGAGUUUUAUGAAAUUCUAUACUUUCGUCAAAGGCAAUUAAUGGGUAUGCUUAAAGGGGUUUGCUCUAUCACUUUGAGAUCCAUUGUUUGUCUUUACAAACAAUGUUUACAUCCAUUGUUUGUCUCCCUCUCAAAUUACUUGACCCCACACAUCCCAAUGUGGCAUCCUUGCUGAAAGGUGUAGGUUUAAACAUAAAAAUAUUCUUAAGACCCCUUUCAGGGCUAAAUAGUUCUCAGAGAUGGUAUCUGAUAUUAAAAUUUGUUUUGAAAGACUUCAUCAACUGUGUUUUACAAAUGUUUAUAUUGCCAAUUGCAGGAAAACCAAGCUCCUGAAUUUUGAUAUCCAGAAUUAACUGUGUAUUUUGUCAUAUGCCCAUUUGGCAAUAGGUAAACCUAUAGCAGAUUUUUGCAUAAACUAAAGGCAUGGUUCAGCCUUUGUGAAAUAGUUUCUUUUUAAAUGUUCUUCAGAUGUGCAUGAGUUCUGAAAAAAAUCUCAUUUAUUUUCACAUCAAGCACCAAUUGUUUUUAUUUAUUUAUUUAUUUAAAUGUUUAAGUUAUUGGUGAUAUUUAUUUCUCUGAAUGUACAUAUAUAUUGGCAAAAUGGUGAUUACAUGAUAGCGUUGAAUCAUUACUGUAUAGUUCACUUUUUUCAAAAAAUAUUUAGAUGUGUAACAUUCCAGAGGAUUAAUAAAUAAGAUGAUUUCA
Ahaetulla prasina is the source of this 4042-nucleotide messenger RNA. RefSeq names its product DnaJ heat shock protein family (Hsp40) member C18 (gene DNAJC18). Gene Ontology annotation, cellular component: endoplasmic reticulum membrane. Lineage: Eukaryota; Metazoa; Chordata; Lepidosauria; Squamata; Colubridae. The transcript is spliced from 8 exons. Gene Ontology annotation, molecular function: Hsp70 protein binding. Gene Ontology annotation, biological process: cellular response to misfolded protein. The coding region runs from base 123 to 1214 and encodes 363 amino acids. The record is from RefSeq and is a predicted model, not a curated record.